GACCGAUUCUCAAGUCAACCGCAGGUGGUAGACGCCCAGCACAUCGCCUUGAUCUCUGCGCCAUCUCUCACACAUGCUAUCUUGACUGCUGCGCUCGUUGAACUGCUGAACUAUGCCGGCAGGAUAUGCUCCUCUGCCAAAUCCUCGCUCUGAGCCAGAGGCCGAGCGCGAGCUGGAGGAUGCCUUUGAAGACGAUGACGAACAUCACACAGAAUCCACGCCCUUGACGCAUGGAUAUGCACCAACAGAAUCACUUUCCUCUACAAGCUCGACAGCGCCCGGAGCAUACGAUUUCGAACGGGAAUAUGACUAUCCACCUCCGGGGUCGCCACCCAGUCCAUCACCAUUCGCACUGCCUAACAACAUCGGGAAUACCAAUGGAGAGUUGCCUUCGACUCCUGUCCGUCCUACUCCUCCACGUCCAUCAUUCCUCAGGCGCGCAGUCGGGGCACUGCUGCCUCAGUACUACACUAGGGUGCCCACGGAGCUGAGCUCCUCACGGCGGGUGGGCGGAGGAGAGGACAAUGAUGGCGUGUUCGCAAAUGUGAUGGCGAAACCUGGGCGAUCAGUGGCGAUGACCGGCCAGAAUGGGGAGGUUAUCAUGGUUCCGGAGGAGGCACAGAACGACUUGCCGCCGUCCUAUAACGAAGCGCAGGCAGACGCCGUCCCAACCUACUGGGAGACAACCGUACAUGCACCGUCCCUGCUCUCCGCAAACGGAGAGAUGCUCGUGGACGACCUUCCGACCGGCUCUCUCAUCUUCUUCAUCACGACGGCAUUCAUCUCAUACUUCUUCCAGUUCGUCGGCUUCGUGCUCACGUAUCUGCUGCACUCGACCCAUGCGGCCAAGUAUGGUUCGCGCGCGGGCCUCGGCUUGACAAUGAUCCAGUAUGGCUUCUACUCGCGCUCUCAAGCAGCCGAGGGCGAGGGCGGGCAAGGGCAGGAACUCGUUUAUUGGAAUAAGACGACUGGAAUUCCGACCGUCAUCCCACAGACUAGCUCGGGCAUGGCAAUGCUCCCAAACGGCACGAUGAUUGACGUCUCCACCUCUGACUUUGGCGCGUCGUCUCGCGAGUGGAUGUCCCUUCUACUCAUUGUCCUUGGUUGGCUCCUCUUCCUCUCAUCGGUCAUCGGCUUUUAUCGUGUAAAACGCUGGGAAAAGUCCAUUCGGGACGCUGCGAACCAAACACCGCUCACGCCGGAGCAGAUUCAACGUGAUGUUGAGGUACGGCGGAACAUCGAGCGUGUCUUUGGUAUCCUCGACUACGGCGGCAGCGACGAGAACGACGAGAGGCGUACGGAGCAGAUGCAGCAGACACCCAUGCACAUCCCUGAGGCCGACAUGAGAAUGCAGAGAGACCUGAGAGAAGCCGGCUUGUUGUAAAUUAAAGAUGGAGCUAGAUUCCGGACUUUUCUGCAUACCCGUGAUGUUAUCUCCGUCUUUAUAGGAUUGUACUAUGUUCCCUACAGACUAUGCAGUUGUUUGCAUUCCAUGCUCCAUUUCUUUAAUGUGAUACAGU
Molecule: messenger RNA, 1520 nt
Organism: Laetiporus sulphureus 93-53
Lineage: Eukaryota; Fungi; Basidiomycota; Agaricomycetes; Polyporales; Laetiporaceae
Exons: 3
Coding region: 113-1384 (423 amino acids)
Biological process (GO): metal ion transport; vacuolar transport; ubiquitin-dependent protein catabolic process
Cellular component (GO): endoplasmic reticulum; perinuclear region of cytoplasm; Golgi apparatus
Source: RefSeq, a predicted model, not a curated record